Molecule: messenger RNA, 3864 nt
Organism: Vollenhovia emeryi
Lineage: Eukaryota; Metazoa; Arthropoda; Insecta; Hymenoptera; Formicidae
Product: probable serine/threonine-protein kinase DDB_G0278901
Exons: 3
Coding region: 929-2707 (592 amino acids)
Biological process (GO): neuron differentiation; multicellular organism development; regulation of transcription by RNA polymerase II
Cellular component (GO): nucleus
Molecular function (GO): RNA polymerase II cis-regulatory region sequence-specific DNA binding; DNA-binding transcription factor activity, RNA polymerase II-specific
Source: RefSeq, a predicted model, not a curated record
AACCAGGCCCGGUCCGGUUUCACGGCGUCGCACUACGGCUUCGUCGAAACUCGCGUCUACCAGCGCCGCGAAGGACUCCACGUUUUCACCGGCGCGAUCCACUUGGAGCAAUCCGCUGACUCUCGACGUUCCUGCCUUCGUCGCAGCCGCUGUUUACGUCCUGACGGUGGACUGGCUGGUGCAACGGAGGCGCGUUCGAUGCCGUCGCGUCGAGAACGCGUCAGUGACCCUUGCACGGCGCCCAAGGGACGUCCAGCCGGUCGAGGGCCCGAGACCAUGUGAGAGUGUAUCGUGUUAGACUAGUAUAGCGAGGACUCGGAAGGGCUACGUUUUGUGGGCGACGACAGGACGCCGCGACCGCGCUCCGGGGAUUCCCAACUAAGAUUACUCGUAUUACAGAUGAGUAACGAACUCGUCGAGAGUAAUUUAUGGUGUGAACAACGUCAGAGAGCCUACGACGAGGGACGAAUUAAAGAUGAAAGUGAGACGAAGGAUAAACUUUGACUGAGACAGUUCGCGAGGCUGCCCGUCGAGAUGAAACCGAGUGAGACUACGGUUUAGCCGGUGAUAGGACUCGCGAGAGGUCGAAACAAGCGUCAGAGGUGCGAAAUUGCGGAGCAAGAUUCCCCCCAGCGCAAAGAGUUGUUCGGAGUCGUUGGUACAAUCUCGUUGGUCAACCAUGUACGUUAAGAAGAAAUCGUGAAACUUGAACGGACAGAGAUGUAAAUAUGAGGAUAACACCUCAACGCCGGGCGGAUUAUUUCCGUAAGAUAGACAUUUAAAAAUGGUGUCGAGCGCCGCCGGAGAAUUACGAUUAAUUUGAAGACUCGUUUCGGGAAGAGGAGAGGGCAUCAUGAAAACACGGUCUACGAAAGCUCCGUUGUGAUCGGAUCGAGGAAACCUGAGCCUGUCACUGCGCGAGGAGUGGAUGCUUCUUCGGGCAAAGAUGUCGAGCACGCUGCCGGAGGCGACGAUGGGCCUGGACUCGUCGGACCCGGACGUCAGAUCGAGUCACCUGAUCUCGCGGCUGGAUCAGGAGUCGGAGGACGCGGAGAAGCGGGAUCAGGCGCGGGGAGCGGAAUGCAACAACGCGGACAGCGAUUGCGAGAGCGACACGAGCGAGGUGUUGAGCGUCGGCAGCGAACCGACGCCGACCAGCGUGGUUGGGGCGCGCGUGUGCGGCUCCAUGAGGUACGACCAGGAGUCCGCGAGCAGCCGGGGCGAGUUCCGCGACGAGGAGAACACGAGAACGUCGGCGACGCCAUCGCCGUCCAGCUCCACCAGCUGCAACGACCUGUAUUACCAGCGUGCGUCCGGGAAUCACGUCCCGGCGCCGAGCCCACCCGGCUACAGUCAACCACCGUCGUCCCCUACGGCGUCUUCCGUGAGAUCUCCGGCUUCCUCCUCGGCUACCGCCUCGUCGCCCGGUCGGCCGGAAGCUAUACAAGAGGCUAUCGUACCUAGAUACCAAUCCAGUCAUCAGCAACACCUUCUUGCCCGAUACUCCUCCAGGGAGCCUGACAUCUCCGACUAUUCGGCGCGAGUCCAGCACGGCCUCGGCCACGAAAUCGUCUAUCCCGCCGUGGAGAGGUUACAUCGUACGCCGAUAAGCGUUCCUCUGGUGACGAGACUCUCGUUGUCACCGCCGUCGGCCAUGACGGUCACCGGGCUCCAAGCGACGACGCCCGUCCUUCAUCCCGCUGCCUGCCGAGACCUGCGGGAGACUACCUCGUUGAUGCCGCAUCACAGUCAGCAUCUGCAUCACGCCAACGCCCACACGCACCUGCAUCAGGGCUCGCAGGUGCAGCACGUGCCGGCGAACUCUGUGCACCAGCACCGGCUCUCGGUCAGCAAGCUCCUGCAGCGGGAUCCCGGGAGCCCGGCGUCGCCCGGCGCCCGGGACGAGAACGGCCGUACCUUGCCCGCCGCGAACGGCGUGCAGAACAGCAUCGGCAACAACGGCAACCAUCACAACAACAAUAACAACAACAACAACAACAACCUGCAGCAUCAGGCGGGCCUCAAGUUCAGUAUAGAUAACAUUCUCAAGGCGGACUUCGGCAGGAGGAUCACGGAUCCUAUCUCCCUGAAGAAGUCGCGGCCCAAGAAAGUGUCGUCGAGGCCGAUCGAUCUGACCAAGGACUUUCUGGAGUCGUCCUCCGACGCUUCCGAGAGGGGCAGCUCGGAGACGACGACGGCGACGACCAACGCCUCCCCUACCGGCGUCUCCGCUGGGAAUGCGACGUCCAACGCGACCGGAGGGACCGAUCCUGGGAAGAUGUUGUGGCCAGCGUGGGUCUACUGCACCAGAUACUCGGACAGGCCUUCCUCGGGACGAAAACCAUCCCGUGUUCCAGGUCCACGUACGAGAAGAGUGAAGAGGACAGACGGACGCGGCGGCGGCACCCCCGAAGAAAAACGUCCCAGGACCGCGUUCAGCGGCGAACAGUUAGCGAGACUGAAGAGGGAAUUCGCGGAGAAUCGAUACCUGACGGAAAGACGAAGGCAGCAGCUCUCGAGGGAUUUAGGUCUGAACGAGGCGCAGAUCAAGAUCUGGUUCCAGAACAAGCGGGCGAAAAUCAAGAAGGCCAGCGGUCAGAAAAAUCCCCUGGCGCUUCAGCUAAUGGCGCAGGGGCUUUACAAUCAUUCAACGGUACCGCUUACUAAAGAGGAAGAGGAACAGGCCGCUGAGCUGCAGGCGAAAUGACGACUGCAAGCUUAAAUAUACGGACGCUCGGCAGGAUUUAGCUUGCAACUUUGACCCCUGAAUUUUGUAUCCGACUCCAAAGAAGCGAAAGCCAACGCAUUCUUUAUUCGAUUUCAGUCCUUUGUGUAAGAGUUUCUCAGAAAAAUUGUCACGUAUAAAUAAAAUCUGGAAGUGCCAGAUUACUUAGUGUGAAAAUUUUUCCCAAUACGACCAGAAGACACAUUCGAUCGUAGAAUCGCGUGAAAUAGUUUUUGGAACGAAUACUUUUUCUUCCGCAAAAAGCCAUUACUUAUCGCAAGACACCUUCGUUUUGUCUUUCUGACUUUGCAGGUUGUUGGAAACAAAUCAUAAAUCAACCAAAGCACGGUGUAAAUUUUCAUGUAUUAUUUUAAAAAGGGUAAAUAUACAUAUAGUAUAUUACUUUGAAGAGAGUCAUAUCAUCAGGCCAAAAAACUAAUGAAGAAAGCUUGUAGAGCGGACCAGAGUCAACGGUCUGUCAUUUCUCUUCCUUAAAAUGAAAGACUGGAAUAUUUAUUUCACUAGACGUAUUAGUACAACUCGUUAGACAGAGUCAAACUCGAGGAAUUCUUGUCUUGUAAUUAGAGCUUCCGAUAGAACAACAGUUUGGCGAAUGUCGUUUGCCCUUGUUCGAAAUAAACGUGAGCGGGAAGUUAGUUUUACCGAGAUGGCUGCGCGAAUAAGUUACGAUCGCUGUCCCUUGCCAUCGCUCUGAGAUGACAAACGCUACGGCACAGGUUCCUAGACCGCAGCGCGCGUACAGUUGAAACAGAGAUUUUGUAGGUGGAAGGCAAUCAAUGAUACAAGGCGCCUUAGAAAAACCGACGAAAUUCUUGAGAUGCUUUGUACAAAGUAUUACCGUGCGAAAGAAAAAAACCAGGAAUAGCUAAUGACAUUUCGUAUCGAGAGAGGUUUUCCCAAGAAGCGGUUACUGGUAUUGUGGAAUAAUCUUCUCUCGCGAAAUCGAUCGAGUCCGUCGAAGGAAUGAAAUACAUUCGAUUGUCGUGCGAUGGCAUGCAGCGAUUAGUUUGUUACGAAGGAGAUUAACAAGUGCCAUUUUUUGCAAUUUUUCCGGCAAGAUACGCGAAAGCUUACAGGACCUGGUCUGGUGAACGAAGGAGAGUCGAGAUCGGGCGGGU